AUGCAACACGGCGGUGACGGUGGUUUGCUAGCGGUGACACCCUCCUACUGUCACCGUUCCUCCUCCUGUUGCGAGAAUGAGAUAGGGAAAAAGAAGGUGGGUCUGUGGUGGUUUAACCGUGGCAAUGGUGUUUCUUGGUGGUCCAAAACCAGCUCCGGUGGAGAUCAGGAAGAGAGGGAAAAGGGAAUGUAUAGAGCUGGAACGAAGAAAAGAAGAAAAAAAAGAGACUGGAAGCACCUGUUAACAACAGGAACGAAGUAUGUAAAAGGAUGUGAGGUUUGUUCUUAUGCUUCAGUUUUAGUGUAGUUUUGCGUUAGCCUUGUGUGUAGUUUUGGAUGCGGGGGAUUUUAAUAGUUGUCUUUUAAGUAUUGUCUUUUGAGUAUUUUGAGUAUAGUAUGCGUAUAUGUGUGAACUAUGUAAAUAAUACAAUUCUCUAGGUAUU
This is a messenger RNA of Lactuca virosa, 442 nucleotides long. The record is from the annotation of a GenBank genome assembly. Lineage: Eukaryota; Viridiplantae; Streptophyta; Magnoliopsida; Asterales; Asteraceae.